Messenger RNA from Cimex lectularius (bed bug), 2960 nucleotides. RefSeq names its product DNA repair protein complementing XP-C cells (gene Xpc). Gene Ontology annotation, cellular component: nucleotide-excision repair factor 2 complex; nucleus; XPC complex. Lineage: Eukaryota; Metazoa; Arthropoda; Insecta; Hemiptera; Cimicidae. Gene Ontology annotation, molecular function: damaged DNA binding; single-stranded DNA binding. The record is from RefSeq and is a predicted model, not a curated record. Bases 204 to 2687 code for a protein of 827 amino acids. The transcript is spliced from 9 exons. Gene Ontology annotation, biological process: mismatch repair; nucleotide-excision repair.
UCUUGAGUUGUUUACAUUGACUGAUUGAACUGAAGAUCCAAAAAACAACACCAUGUUAACGUGAAACUUCAUUAUUAAAUCUUCACGCUUAGGUCGACAUUAUUGUUGGACCCUACUUUGUGUUGUCGAGAUAUCCAACAACAACAACAACAAGAAAGUAACGUGCAACUUUUAGUGUAAUUUUUGUUGCUACUAGAAAAAAGAUGGUUGGCCGGAGGAAGAGAAAAUCUGACACUACCGAACCAGGAAAAACUUGGCCUUGCUCAACUACUGAAAAAAGGCGGUUGCGGCAACGUAAAUUGAAUGUGCCUCUAGAUACUGAUAGUGAAUCUGAUAAUGAUGUUUUUAAAGUGAAAAAAACAAGAUUCAAACAUAAAGAAGCAACUAAUGCUGAAGAACUUUCUUCUGCUGGAUGCAAAAUGUGCAUGCUCUCUGAAGAUGAUUCGAGCAGUUCUUCUGACGACACAAAACAAACCAAUUUAAAUUCCAAAUCAUCAAAAAGUUUGGAAACUCAGUCUGCUCUAAAUUCAUUAGAUACUGAAGUUAAAACAGAUAAUACAAUUGUAGAGCCGUCAGAAUAUUAUGAUUUUUCAUCUAUAAUUAAAUCUCAACAAGAACUAAAGAAAAUCGAACAAAAGUUAAAAAAUACAGAUGACAAUAAUGAAAACAAAAAAACCUUUUUAAACGAUGAUGAAUGUUCAGAUUCUGAAAAUAUUUCUGAAAUUUUAAAAUUAUGUGAAAAAAACACGAAUACUUCUCAAAGUGAUUGUUUUACUAGGAACGAAAAUAAGGAAAGUGAAGUAUCUUCCGAACUCCCUUCACAAGUUGAAAUUAUAAUUAAACAAUCCGAUCAACCAACUAAAAAUUGCAGAAGGCAACAACAGCUUGAGGCGUAUGUUAAAAAGGCAUUCAAUAAUGAAAGAAGAUCUUUACAGGUUGUAAUACACAAAGUUAAUCUUUUAUGCCUUCUUGCAAAUGGGUUUUAUUGUAACAGUGUAGCAAACAGUGAAGAAAUUUUAGCUUUAAAUUUGUCCAUACUGCCUUCUGACAAAUUUUAUCCUCCGGAAGUUGUAACCAGUUCUUAUGUACUGCAAUUAUUAAAUUGGUUUCAUAAAAACAUGCAGGUAAAUGUAGACAAACUGAUUGAAAAAAAAUUUUCUCUAAAAGAAAUUAUAAUAAAACUCUUCCCAUCAAAAGAAACCAAUAGUAACAAGAACUUGGUAAUUAUAUUUGUUUCACUUACUAGAGUUUUGGGUAUGAAGAGUAGAGUACUGUUCUCUUUGCAACCUGUUCCUUUACGGCCUCCUACUGUACAAUUAAUGAAAACUAAUUCUAAAAAUAAUGAAAAUGCUUGUAGUACUGAAGAAAGUAGUGGAGAUAGUGAUUUUGUAGAAGUUUCAGAGAGUUCUUCAGCCAAAUCAAUAUCUGAAAAUUCUCUAGGUUCAACAAGUCAAAAACAAAACAGCAAACAAACAAAUAAAAAAAAAUGUGUCGUUGAAAACGGUAAAAAAACCCAAACUAAAUCAAAAGGAAAGAAUGUAAAAACAGCAAAAGAUAGUAAAAAUACGAGUAAAUCGUCAAAGAAAAGUAAAAUUGAUCGUAGGGUGCUAUCCUCUGAUGAAGAAAGUUCAUCGCAUUCAUCUAAUAAAAAACAAGUCAAUGGCGUGGAUGUAUGGGCUGAAGUUUACGUCGAAGCUGAAAAUAAAUGGAUCAGUGUUGAUGUUGUGCGUAAUGAUAUAGACUGUGUUACUAAAAUAUCUUCAGGAUGUACAAAACCAAUCACAUAUGUAAUCUCAUGGGAUAACAAUGAUUGUAUUAAAGACUUAACAAGAAGAUAUGCUCCUCAAUGGUUAACCAGCACUCAGAAGCUUAGAGUCGAUCCCCAGUGGUGGCAAAAAUCAAUUGAACCUUGGGCUCCAAGAAAUACGAAACAUGAGAGAGCUGAAAACAAAGAACUCGAUCGCUUGGUUGAGGAAUGUCCUUUACCAACUUCUAUAUCUGAGUAUAGGGGGCAUCCUUAUUUUGUAUUAUUAAGGCAUUUAAAAAAAUUUGAAGCUAUCUACCCACCAGAUGCCAAACCAUUAGGCUACUGCAAAAAAGAAGCUGUUUACUCGAGACUUUGUGUGAGUGAGUUGCAUGCAAGAGAAACUUGGAUGCGACAAGGUAAAGUAGUACGCCUUAAAGAAGAACCGUAUAAAAUUGUCAAAGCAAGGCCUAAGUAUGAUAAGAUGUCUGGUAAUGUAGUGCGUGAUCUUCCACUGAACCUGUAUGGUUAUUGGCAAGUAGAAGACUAUAUACCUCCAGUUGCCGUUGAUGGUCAGGUUCCUCGAAAUGAGUAUGGAAACGUUGAAUUAUAUAAACCAUCAAUGUUGCCAGGUGGUACUGUUCAUUUACAAAUCCCAGGUGUAAUGAAGAUUGCAAAACGUUUGAAUGUUGAUUGCGCACCAGCAGUUGUAGGAUGGGAUUUUCAUUCUGGUGGAAGCCAUCCUGUGUUUGACGGUGUUGUAGUUUGUCAGGAAUUUCAAGAUAGCAUACUGGAUGCUUGGAACAAGGAAAUUGAUGAAUCUAGUAAACGUUCAAAGGAAAAAAUUAGUAAAAGAGCCAAAGCAAACUGGAAAAAAUUAAUUCGCCUUAUUAUAGUGAAAAAACGCCUUGAUAAAAAAUAUAAUUUUUCAAAGAAAAUUUAAAUUUUUUAAUGCAAGUGUUAAUAAUGGUUCGUUCUUAUCAUUAUAAUUAAUUAAAAUAUAUGUAUAUAUGUAAUAUACAACAUUACUUUGAAAUGAAACUUUUCUUAUAAUAGGUUUUAAGUAAAUUUUAGAACUAAUUGUAGGGUGAUUAAUAUCGUUUAUAUAGUAUAUUUAUGAAUUUGUUAUUGUAAUAAAACUUUUUUACAUGUAAAAACAAAAACUUUUCAGCAAACAACCUAUUACAACUGUACAGCCAUUGAUUAGUUAAGUGAC